Anopheles marshallii is the source of this 1404-nucleotide messenger RNA. Its product is annotated as calcium-independent phospholipase A2-gamma-like. The record is from RefSeq and is a predicted model, not a curated record. Gene Ontology annotation, cellular component: membrane. The transcript has 5 exons. Bases 1 to 1404 code for a protein of 467 amino acids. Gene Ontology annotation, biological process: arachidonate metabolic process. NCBI's taxonomy places the organism in Eukaryota, Metazoa, Arthropoda, Insecta, Diptera, Culicidae.
AUGUCCAGCUGGAGGACUAUUGGUAUACGUUCGCCAAUUCUUACCAGCGCAAAGGUAUCGCGAACCAUACCACAACAAUGGAUCCUCCAACGACAGCAAAAUCGAGAAAAUCAAUCGCAAACCCGACAUGCUCUGCUGGACUUGCGCCGCAAGGCAAUACCAGUUGAUCGGCAACGUCAGGUACUGUAUGAGCUGGUGGAAAAGUUUGAAAAAUUUCCACAAGAGAAAGCGUUCGCGAUAGAGGAGGGUGCCGUCGAGCUGCUUAAAGAACUGAAACACUCGACCGACCCGGCAAUAACGCAGCAUGCAAAGCUCGGUCUAGCGCUGCUUGGUUAUGUCCCGUCUCUUCCGGGCGAGGGAAUUCGCAUCCUGAGCAUCGACGGUGGUGGCAUUCGGGGUAUCAUUGUGAUGGAGCUACUGCGCAAACUGGAACGACUUACCAACCGUAGAAUAUUCGACCUGUUCGAUCUGGUGUGUGGUGUUUCGACCGGCGCUAUACUGGUGUGUGCCUUGGCCUCCGAAAAGGGACUUACACUGGCGGAAGGUAUUCACCUGUACAAAAAGAUAGCCUACAAGAUCUUCCAUCGUCCAUCAACGCUGGACAAACUUUCAGGCGCGUCGCGCUUGUUUUCGUCUCAUGCUUACUACGACAUCGACCUGUGGGAAUCUUUGCUCAAACGACAUGUCGGGUAUCGUCGCAUUAUCGACACGGUGAUGCUCCCAAAUGUGCCGAAGUUCUGCUGUGUUUCAACUACGGUCUGUGAUGAGCAUAUUGAUGCACAUGUGUUUCGCAACUACACGUUACCACAGAACGUGCAGUCGGUCUACGCUGGGUCACACACAGCACGUCUGUGGGAAGUAGUACGAGCUUCAUCGGCUGCUCCGGCCUACUUCGGAGAUUUCCCGCUAAACGGUCAGCUGCAUCAGGACGGUGGCAUACUGUACAACAAUCCCACGACCGUGGCCAUCCACGAAGCCAAAUGUCUUUGGCCGAACGAACGGAUCCAAUGUGUGGUAUCGUUCGGUACGGGACGCACCCGGGGCAAAUCAAACGAUGGGCAAAAAAUCAUUAGCCCAAACAUUCUCGAGCAAGCCUCACUGUCCAGCUCGUGGAAGACCAAGUUCUUGCGCAUACUCGAUUCAGCCACCGACACGGAGGCGGCUCACACAGUGCUGAGCGAUUUGUUGCCACCCGGUCACUACUUUCGCUUCAAUCCGUACCUCACCGAGUUCCUGUCGAUGGUUGAGGUUCGGCCGGAAAAGAUCGCCCAGCUGGAAAAGGAUACGGCCAUGUACUAUGCGCGCAAUGAGGACAAGUUCGAGCAGGUGGCCGAUCUACUGACACGCAAACGAUCAAUCGCACGCAAAGCGUACGAUGUUGCACGGCAUGUUUUCUAUCGCUAG